GAAACUUGAAUUCACCCAAAUUAUUUUCCAAAACAAAACGCAACACACGAAAUUCAUAGACUUGCUAGCUGAUUGAUUUAAACUAAAUUUGUCCUUAUUGCAAAGAAAUCAAUAGUAGGAGAGAGAAAUCAUCCUCUGUUGUAGAGAUGCGUACUUUUUUUUUCAUCUUUUCGAGCAUAACUCCUUCAAAGAAUAGACGGCUUCAUUAUCACAUCAUUUCUUCAAAAACCAAAUAUUUCUUAUAAGAAUUUUCUUAAAAAGUAAAUAUCGUUGAAAUCAGGUACAGAGUCUUUUUUCAAAAGAUUUUUUUUAUAAUUUUGCGCUUGCAAUAUGACAGACGAACUCUUUGAUGACUCAUGCGAAGAAAACGAGUUCGAUCAAGCUUUACAGGAAGCUGAUCAAGAGUCCGUAGACCAAGAUGUCAGUUCAUGGACCCAAGUUCCUCUAGAAUCCAUUACAGGUUUGUCAUACUACCCCAAUCGGCUUCCAUUAGACCUUCAAAACCAAAUUACAAAUGUCUUACCUAAAGGCUUAUUUUCAGGUACCAACUCUGGAAGACAAUUGCACCUAUACGUUCCUUUCCCAGAGCCAAUCCAGCGCUUAAACAAUUACUUACCAUCCGAAUUUUUGUCGGACGUUUGGAAGAAUCAACCUGCUGAAGCUUCCAUCAUCCAAGUUUAUAAUCCAGGAGACGGAAUCAUUCCACACAAAGAUUUGGAUAUGUUUGCGGAUGGUGUGGCUAUCUAUUCUUUCCUUUCAGACAUGACUAUGGUGUUUAAAUUACCUUCUAAAAAACUCAAAUGCGAUGUACGGCUACAGAAAGGAAGCCUGGUUGUCAUGCGUGGGCCAGCUAGAUACGAAUGGCUCCAUGAAAUACCAUUUCGAGGAGGAGAUUGGAUUUCAUCGUCUUCACAAGAUAAUGCAACAGCCUCGAACCAGACAUGGACGCCAAGGAAUCAACGUUUCAGUAUUACUAUGAGACGAAUUGUAGAAAAUCAUACCUUUGGGUAGGCCUCCUAACUAUUAUGAACAACUUUUUGGUCACUACACAGUCCUAAAAGACAAAUCGCUUUCUCUAUAUUGUCCGUUUUAUUAUUCAUUUCCUCAUAUUCAUGCAUAUCCCACAGCUCUUAUGAUUUAGAUUCGUUCUUCUGUUAUAGAAAUAUUAUUCUACUUCUCGUUAUCGUCGUAUCCUCCGUCUACUUUCUUCAGCUAUGCAUCUUUCUCUUUCUUUCUGACUUCCAGUUUCAUUAAAGCAUACUUCAGAUACAGCUACUAAUUGCUACUUACAUGAAAUGAAAGAUACAAAGCUGUGCUUCAUUAAUUUACAAAAGUCACUCAUUAACCGGUUAAGCCCAGGAAUUGCUAUUCCAUUUUUUGUUUGUAUGAAAUAAACAAGCCAUCUCUAGCUCUGAAUUUAUUGCUGCUCCUCUUCGUCGUUGCCAACAACGACGUUGUAGUAACGCAACUCGUAGACACCCUUCUUGGUGGAAACGACACGAAGCCAAUCACGGAGCUAUAAACGUAUUAGCUACAUGUUUGACUAAAUUUAAACUAAAAAUUAGUAAAACUUACAGAGUGCUUCUUCAAGAACUUCUUGGUCAAGUACUUCAAGUAACGUCCAGAGAAGUCAAUGUGAGCAAUGACAGCAACCUUGCUGGAGCCUUCACGAGAAACAACGACGGAAGAGCCCAAGUUACCAGUCUUGCCAUCAACCUUGAUGCGGUCGAUCAAGUACUUUUCGAAAGCGGAGAUAUCAAAGAUCUUGUCAUUGACGGCAGCAGUAGCGUCGAUAACGUACUUGUUGCUAACCUUUGCUGCUUUUUUCUACGUAUAAGUUAGCCUACUGGCAUCAUCCAGCAAAGCAACUUACAACCAUGAUGACUUCUUCCUACGAGUGUUGAGGUGGUGGAGGAUGAAUGUCGCAAAAGCCAGUUGCCAAAUUUGUGUAAAAGAAAAACCAGUCACAGCAACACAGACUAACCCUAACCUGCUUCUUCCCUGCAAACUCCGAGUUUCCUAAAUAACGAACUGUUACACUCUACCUUAACAAUCUGCGUUUAAUACGAUAUUCAAAAAAGUCAUGAAAAAUCUCAAUUUGUUUUUUUUCUAAGGCUAGCAAGCUCAGAAGCAAUAAAUGAAAAGUUCAUAUUGUAUGUAUCCUUAGUUUGUUUGGUUUUUGGAAGAAGUAUGGGUGUGAUCAUUAGUCGCAUGGUAUACAAAGGAAAAGAUACUUGAAAACGAAAUACAACAAUAAAUAAUCAAUUAAAUCAAAUAACCAAAAUGAAAACUAAACUUAUAUAAACCAUGACAAUUUGCGUUACCUCACAUUGUAAGAU
This is a messenger RNA of Schizosaccharomyces octosporus yFS286, 2339 nucleotides long. Its product is annotated as 2 OG-Fe(II) oxygenase superfamily protein Ofd2. Bases 331 to 1011 code for a protein of 226 amino acids. Gene Ontology annotation, biological process: DNA damage response; fatty acid metabolic process. The record is from RefSeq and is a predicted model, not a curated record. The transcript has a single exon. Gene Ontology annotation, cellular component: mitochondrial matrix. Lineage: Eukaryota; Fungi; Ascomycota; Schizosaccharomycetes; Schizosaccharomycetales; Schizosaccharomycetaceae.